Silurus meridionalis is the source of this 1381-nucleotide messenger RNA. RefSeq lists its product as uncharacterized. The record is from RefSeq and is a predicted model, not a curated record. NCBI's taxonomy places the organism in Eukaryota, Metazoa, Chordata, Actinopteri, Siluriformes, Siluridae. The coding region runs from base 164 to 1066 and encodes 300 amino acids. Gene Ontology annotation, cellular component: external side of plasma membrane. The transcript is spliced from 6 exons. Gene Ontology annotation, biological process: negative regulation of T cell proliferation; cell surface receptor signaling pathway; T cell costimulation.
GUGAAAGUAACUCCUGCAUCCUGUUGAUUCUUCUGACAUGAAGCUUUAAGCAGCGACUGCCAACAGAAACAUAAACUUCUACUUAAAUGAUACUGAAUCACGACUCAUGUUCUUCUGUCUCCAGGGAAAUCUGUAAAAACUCCACACAAGUCUUCCAGGCAUCAUGAUCCUACUUUCUAUUACCAUCUUCUGGCUCUCUGUCUGUGUGGUCCCCCUUAGUGAAGAUCCUUCCAUUACUGUAGAAGCUCAUGUGGGUUCCACAGCUCUCCUGCCAUGUCACCUGCGUAAAGUCUUCACCCAAACUCCACAUAUUCGGUGGCAUGCUGAUAAUGAGGUUGUGUUUGAGAGAAGCUUUGAUGUUACACAUGAGGGUCCAGGAUAUGAAGGACGUGUGGACAUUCCUGAGGAAGAACUGUGUAAAGGAAACUGUUCUCUGGUGUUGAAGGACGUCAGAUUCACUGAUCACACUUUCUACAGAUCUUUUGUGGUGGAACAUGUGGAGGAUACAAACACUGACAAAUCUACAGAAAUCAACAAAAUUCAACUCGAUGUUUUUCAGAGUGUAUCAGCUCAGGUGGGAUCCACAGCAGUGCUGCCAUGUGACUGGAGACAUCUGUCCAUUGAAACACCUCAUGUUGAGUGGAGUAUUGGUCGUGAGAUCGUGUUUGAGCGAAAGGGUAAAGAGUCAUCUCAGGGUAAAGGAUAUGAGGGACGUGUGGACGUUCCUGAGGAGGAGCUGCUUAAAGGAAACUGUUCCCUGGUGUUGAAGAACGUCAGUGUUACUGAUGAAACUCUGUACAGCAGCUACAUUUUAAUGACAGACAAAAAGAAACCUGUGUUGGUCCAGAACAUUAAAGUUUCAGUCAGUGAAAAAUCUGAAGAGAGUAAAGAUGAUCCAUCAGCUUCCUCAGCUGGUGGAAUAAACAAGGCAAUCAUCAUCACUAUUUGCAUCCUGUGUUCUGUUCCUCUCAUAUUACUGCAAUUUUCAUAUGGAGCUCCAGAUCACAGAAUAAUAGAAAUGAGAUCUCAGUGUAUCUCCCUUAAAUCAACAAGUGAACACCAGUGAGAUGCAGGAGAACAUUUCUGAUUGAUGUUUACAUGAAGCUGUGAUGCUGAAACACCACAAUAUCAGUACAUGUACACACAAAGAGAAGAAUGUAAAACAAGGACCAAAAACCAACACAGGGCAAGAACUAGGAGCAAGGAAGAAACCAAUGAGAAUCACAGCAAGAACCAAUCGACUUCAACAAAAACUUUACAAGAAGAUGCUGAAAAAACUGGUUGAUGAGACAGCUGCUACUGUCUGUACUGCUGAGUGCAACUAAUAGCCAAUUAUUCUCAGGUGUUAAUGUUUAGCAAUUGAUUAAAUAAAAAGGGAAAA